AAUUUUAAAUAAAAAUGUCACUGGCUGAUAUAGACAGCGCAUAUCUUGAGUUAAAGAGGCAUUUCCCCCUCAUUAACCAGGAUAAAAGCGCCCUGGAAAAGUGUGUGUCACUGACAGAGACGCUAAAGGACUCAUUCGCCAAGCUUCAGAUACAAAAUGGGAAUCUUGGCCCAGAUUUCCUCAUUAAAAUGAGGGAUUUCCUAGAAAUGGGCGCCAUUGUGGCCGUGGAAAGCAGAAACGUCGAAGGCUUCAAGUGCUUUUACCUUCAACUCCAAAAUUUUUACUUUGACGAGGACCUUCCAAGAAGUGAGCGCAUGGGCGAAAUCUUUGGAACAUGGAUGUUACAUUUGCUUAGCGAAAACAGGAUCGGCGACCUCUACAUGUUCCUUGAGCGUAUUCCAGAAGACAUAAAGAAUGACGAAAAAAUAGCCUUUGUAAUUAAUCUCGAAAGGAGCAUGAUGGAGGGAGAUUUGGCUAGGCUUAUCGAUAUACACAAAACCAUGCCAUGCGAGUAUUACAAAAUUAUCGCAGAGACUGCAAGGAACAGAAUUGCAACCUCGAUGGAACUUGCUUACAAGUCACUCAAAGUACAUACUGCCACAAAGCUUCUCAAGCUGGAGACUGAACGGGAAUUUCUCGACUUUGUCUCCUACUACAACCAAUGCAAGAUACAGACAGACCCGGAGUCAUUCCCCUGGAAAAUUGUGGAUGGCGUAGUAAUUUUUCAGAAUGAUGCACCAGUCAAACACACUGUACCCUCCAGGGAACUCUUGCAUCACUCAAUCGAGUAUAUCAACGAGCUAGAAAAGAUUGUCUAACUUAUUC
Theileria equi strain WA is the source of this 825-nucleotide messenger RNA. Its product is annotated as 26S proteasome regulatory subunit S14, putative. The record is from RefSeq and is a predicted model, not a curated record. NCBI's taxonomy places the organism in Eukaryota, Apicomplexa, Aconoidasida, Piroplasmida, Theileriidae. The transcript is spliced from 3 exons. Gene Ontology annotation, biological process: proteasome-mediated ubiquitin-dependent protein catabolic process. Gene Ontology annotation, cellular component: cytosol; proteasome regulatory particle, lid subcomplex; nucleus. Bases 15 to 818 code for a protein of 267 amino acids.